This is a messenger RNA of Centruroides sculpturatus (bark scorpion), 1629 nucleotides long. Its product is annotated as patched domain-containing protein 3-like. The transcript is spliced from 2 exons. Lineage: Eukaryota; Metazoa; Arthropoda; Arachnida; Scorpiones; Buthidae. Bases 68 to 1552 code for a protein of 494 amino acids. The record is from RefSeq and is a predicted model, not a curated record. Gene Ontology annotation, cellular component: membrane.
GGACGAUUCUUUCGUUUUGUUAGCUGCGUGGAGAAGAACGAAUAAGAACCAUAGCGUCAAACAAAGAAUGAGUGAAACCUUUUCUGAUGUUUCUAUUUCCAUAACGAUAACUUCAUUAACCAAUUUUAUAUCAUUCCUAUUAGGAGUUAUAACUCCUUUUAGAAUUAUUCGUAUCUUCAGUAUAUACAGCGCCAUAUCCGUGUUAUUCGAUUAUAUGUACCAAAUAUUCUUUUUUGGUGCGUUGAUGGCAAUCGAUGGGUACAGAGAAAAGCAUAAUCUUCAUUCCUUAUUUUUGUAUCCUGUUCGAAACGAUGCGGCAGAAAGAAAAUCUUCAAAUAUUCAAAAUAUUCUGAACGUCCUGAAAAUAAUGAUAAGUAUCCCAAAAGAGUUUGGAGUUUUACUAAGUAGAAAGAUGACUAAAGUAUUAGUAAUAUUAUCAUUCAUUUCUCUAUUAGCAGGAGCAAUUUAUAAUAUUAAUUCUAUAAAACAAGGCUAUGAUUUUAUUAAAGUUUUUCCAUUCAAUUCUUUUGUUCACAAAUUUAUAAAACUUCAUUAUCAAUAUUUUACCGAUUAUCCUUGCCGAGUACAAAUAGUGUUUAAUCAAACUCUAGAUUAUUCAAAUCCAACCGUUCAAAUGGACAUAGAAAACAUUUUAAGAACAUUCGAAAGUGCACCUUACGCGACUGGAUCCAAUUAUUCCGAAUGUUGGUUGAGAGAAUAUUUGUCUUAUAUUCGUGAUUCUAGAAUAAAUUACUUGAUUAAAGAUUUUGAUGUAAAUACGACGAAGGGAUUUCUAGAAGGAUUAAAAAAAGUGUUUUUAAAAUUUCACAAUGGAAUAUUUGAAGAUGAUAUCCUGUGGAAUAAGGAACGUGACCAAAUUGUCGCUUCGAGAUGUUUACUUGCUUAUCGCAACGUCAGAAGCGGAAGUGACGAAAAAUUUUUAAUCGAGGAAUUACGUAAAAUAGCAGCUGAUAGCAAAUAUGAUGUGUUUGUUUAUAACAUGUGGUUUGUAUUCUACGAUCAAUAUUUAAAUAUGCCUACAAUAUACUUGAAAUCAAUUGGAAUCGCUAUUGUGUCGGUAUUUGUAAUAUUCUUUGCAUUUAUUUCUGACAUAUCUUACAGCAUUGCUGUUUUAUUUAUGGUUAUUUGUAUUCAAAUAGAAGCUCUAGGUUAUGCAAGUGCAUGGAAUGUCGGUUUACAUCUUUUCUCUGUAAUAAUUUUAAUUAUGAGUGCGGGAUUUUGUGUUGAUUACUCGGUGCACAUUGCUCACGCUUAUAAAAAUUGCAAAGAAACAGAUCCUAAUGAGAAAAUAAAAGCAGCUUUCCAAUGCAUAGGAUAUCCUAUUGUUCAAGGAUGUUUCUCCACUAUAAUUGGAGCAUUAAUUUGUGUUUUCGGAUCGUCUUAUAUGUUGAUUGUAUUUUUUAAGAUAAUUGUUUUAGUUAUGAUAUUCUCAAUGUUUAAUGGUUUAAUUGUAUUGCCCGUUAUCCUUAGUAUCAUUGAUUCAAUUCACAUUCCUUGGAUGAAGCAACUUAAUAUUGUCUCCUCUACUUGAUGUAAUUGUUAUUGUUUGUAUUAUUGAAUUUCUUUAAAAAUACAAAUUAUAACUAUAUAAUUUAUACAAAAAACAGG